Molecule: messenger RNA, 3023 nt
Organism: Euleptes europaea (tarantolino)
Lineage: Eukaryota; Metazoa; Chordata; Lepidosauria; Squamata; Sphaerodactylidae
Gene: THBS4
Product: thrombospondin 4
Exons: 22
Coding region: 138-2861 (907 amino acids)
Biological process (GO): cell adhesion
Cellular component (GO): extracellular region
Molecular function (GO): calcium ion binding
Source: RefSeq, a predicted model, not a curated record
GCCGCGCCGCCUUCCUCCUGGUGCAGCUGGCCUUGCACCUCUGCCCGGGCUUCGGCGCUCAGCCUGCCCCGCAAGCUUUUGAUCUUCUUUCAAUUCCUACCCAGAGGCUACUAAAAACCUUCUUGCAACAAACACUCAUGGAUUCAACGCUGAAUGAAGUGUAUGUGCUCUCCGUAUUCAAACUACAGCCCAAAAGCACAGCCACCAUAUUUGGGCUGUACUCCGUUGCAGAAAACAGGAAGUAUUUUGAGUUCACAGUGAUGGGGCGGGUGAAUAAAGUCUCCCUUCGAUAUUUGAGGAGCGAUGGGAAAUUGAACGCCGUGGUCUUCAGCAAUGUGCCGCUAGCUGACGGGAAGCGCCAUGCUGUGCUCCUCAGGCUAAGUGAUCUGCAGCGUGGCUCCAGCAAAGCCGAAUUGUACGUGGACUGCAGGCAGAUGGAUUCCAUUCAAGAUCUGCCUAAAGCCUUUUCAGGGUUAGCACAGAGCUCGGAGGCGGUGGAGUUGCGGACGCUGCAGAGAAAAGGUCAGGACUUUUUGGAAGAUCUGAAGCUGGUGGUAAGAGGGUCGUUGCCCCAAGUAGCAAGCUUGCAAGACUGUUUUCUUCCUCAGAUUGAGCCAUCAUUCCAAGAUCCAGGAGUCUCUACAAAUGACUUUAACAGGCAAUUACUGAGUCACAUGAUGCAAAUGAACCAAAUACUGGGUGAUGUGAAAGAUCUUCUAAGACAACAGGUUAAAGAAACAACUUUUUUGAGGAAUACGAUAGCUGAAUGUCAGGCAUGUGGAUUGGGAGCUGGAAAUUUCCCCACUCUGCCCCCGGAACCACCCAAGCCAAAAUGUGAAGCCAACACUUGUUUCAGAGGCGUGCGAUGCACAGAUACAGUGGAUGGAUUUCAGUGUGGCCCUUGCCCAGAAGGCUUCACUGGAAAUGGAGUUACAUGUGCAGAUAUUGAUGAGUGCCGAUAUAAUCCAUGCUUCCCGGGAGUGAGAUGUGUGAACAUGGCUCCAGGAUUCAGAUGUGAGGCCUGCCCUCCAGGAUACACCGGCCAAAUCAUCCAAGGAGUAGGAGUAAACUUUGCCAAAAAUAAUAAACAGGUCUGCUUGGACAUAGAUGAAUGUCAAAACAAUCCGAAUGGAAGCUGUGUCCCAAAUUCUCAGUGUAUAAACACUGUGGGUUCCUACCGCUGUGGAGCGUGCAAAGCUGGGUUCACGGGAGACCAGGUCAGAGGAUGCAGGGCUGAAAGAAGCUGCCGGAAUCGUGCCUUGAACCCAUGCAGUAUCUAUGCACGGUGCACUGAAGUAAGGCAAGGAGACAUCUCAUGCGUGUGUGGUAUCGGCUGGGCUGGCAAUGGCUUUGUGUGUGGAAAAGAUGUUGACAUUGAUGGUUAUCCUGAUGAAGAACUCUCAUGCUCAACUGAAAGCUGCCGGAAGGACAACUGCAAGUAUGUUCCAAACUCUGGGCAGGAAGAUGCUGAUGGAGAUGGAAUUGGAGAUGCCUGCGAUGAUGAUGCAGAUGGGGAUGGCAUUCCUAAUGACCAGGAUAACUGUGUCCUCGCUUCUAAUGUCAACCAGAAAAACAGUGACCAGGAUAUCUUUGGAGAUGCUUGUGACAAUUGCCGUAUGGUCUUAAACAAUGACCAGCGAGACACAGAUGGAGACGGCAAAGGAGAUGCCUGCGAUGAUGACAUGGAUGGAGAUGGUAUUAAAAAUGUUUUGGAUAACUGUCCAAAGGUUCCCAAUCGAGAACAGCAAGAUAGGGAUAACGAUGGCGUAGGUGAUGCUUGUGACAGCUGCCCAGAUAUUAGCAAUCCCAAUCAGUCAGAUAUUGACAAUGACCUGGUCGGGGAUUCCUGUGACACAAAUCAAGACAGUGAUGGAGACGGGCACCAAGACAGCACUGACAACUGUCCCACAGUCAUUAACAGCUCCCAGCUAGACACUGAUAAGGAUGGCCUGGGGGAUGAAUGCGAUGACGAUGACGACAAUGAUGGAAUUCCCGACCUUAUUCCUCCUGGCCCUGAUAAUUGCCGUCUGGUUCCUAACCCAGGACAGGAGGACGACAACAGUGAUGGAGUUGGCGAUAUCUGUGAAUCGGAUUUUGACCAGGACACUGUGAUUGAUCAGAUUGAUGUUUGUCCUGAAAAUGCAGAGAUCACUCUCACGGAUUUCAGGGCUUACCAGACUGUAGUUCUGGAUCCAGAAGGUGAUGCUCAGAUUGAUCCAAACUGGGUGGUUCUAAACCAGGGCAUGGAGAUUGUGCAGACCAUGAACAGUGAUCCUGGACUUGCCGUAGGCUACACAGCUUUCAAUGGGGUUGAUUUUGAAGGCACUUUCCACGUGAACACAGCAACUGACGAUGACUACGCGGGCUUCAUUUUUGGUUACCAAGACAGCUCCAGCUUUUAUGUGGUGAUGUGGAAACAGACUGAACAGACCUACUGGCAAGCAACCCCCUUUCGAGCCGUCGCAGAACCAGGAAUUCAGCUGAAGGCUGUUAAAUCAAAGUCUGGGCCAGGGGAGCACCUCAGGAAUUCACUGUGGCAUACCGGGGACACUAAUGACCAAGUCAGAUUGCUGUGGAAAGACCCCCGAAACGUCGGCUGGAAAGAUAAAGUUUCCUAUCGCUGGUUCCUGCAGCACAGACCUCAAGUUGGCUAUAUCAGGGCGAGAUUUUAUGAAGGCUCUGAUCUGGUGGCAGAUUCUGGAGUGACCAUAGAUACCACCAUGCGUGGAGGAAGACUCGGCGUUUUCUGCUUCUCUCAGGAAAACAUUAUUUGGUCCAAUCUGAAGUAUCGCUGCAAUGAUACCAUCCCUGAGGACUUCCAAGAGUUUCAAGCUCAGCAGUAUGGAGUUGGAGAUAUUUAAGGAAAGGCUGAGAAUGGACAUUGCUGUGGUGAACAAGCAUAUAUUAAAUUCUUGUAUGACUUUUUUUGGGUGCGAGUCCACACUACCACUUGUUAUGAUUGAUGUAAAACUCCCAGACCUUUUUUUUUUAAUAUAAAUGUGAAAAUAAAAAGAUAAAACUUU